UAAACUUCACCAAACCUGUCCAUCUGACUGACCUAGUUCCGUGAUCAUCGCGGUCUCUCCUCAAUGAACGGUAGACAUUAACUCAGCAUAGCCGAACCACCUCUGAUAAAGAAGCCAUCCAUGCGACGGGAAGUACAGUGGAAGCACUCUAAAGCCUCUCUCAGAACCUUCAGCCAAUCGAAGUGCUCUAAUCAGGUCGGCUGACUAGCACACGGGUCUCCAGGACUCAAUGAAGGCUAAAAGGAGUGAUCAAGAGCUGAAGGAUGAGGAGAUGGAGCUGUUCACAAAAUACUACUUGGAAUGGAAAGGAGGAAGAAAAAAUGACAAUGCCCCCUAUAUGAACAUACCACGAUUUUAUUACAGGGAACCAUUCCCAAAUGUUAUGGCAGAACAGCAAGGCAAAUCCAAACCAUCUGGCCGGGCCCCUCGUGGCCCCACCUGGAGUGAUGAGGAGACCAGAGUCCUCUUGGGUCACUGGAACACCUUGCUGAUCCAGCGCCGAGUUCAGAACAUGCCCACCAACAGUGAUCUCUACGCUGUCCUAGCCAAGAAGAUGGCUGAAGAGGGAUUCCUACGCACACGAAUCCAAUGUAACAACCGGAUCCGGGAUCUUCAUAAAGCAUAUCGCAAGGCAAAAGACGCUAUGGGUAAGGCCGGGGCCAUACCAGUUCGCUGUCGCUUCUUCAGGGAGCUGGAUGAGAUCUGUGGAGGAGAAACAGAAGCUGUCCCCUCAUCAAUGAGUCAAACUAUGAGACUCCAGCCCUCCACUACCAUGGUUCAACCAGGGUCUUCCUGGGAACCUAUACCAGAAAUUUCCUGGACGGUGGAAGAUGACUCUGAGACAGAGGCAGUCUUUGAUGGAACCCAUGAUGCCACACAACCCCUCCAGGAGGUGUUAAACAUUAAAGUGGAAUCUGAGCUUGAAGAAGCUGCUGUCUUUCAGCUGCCCUCAGAACCCAUUUCGUCAUCUUCCUCCAGCACAGUGGCAAUUGCACCUGCCUUGGAGGAGGAGCAACAGUCUGCUUUCCAAGAACCCGGCAUCCUAAUUCCUGCCCUGUCAGCCGCUGCUCAGGCUCCACAGCUCUUGUGCCCCACUUACCAUUCUGAAGAGAGACGAAAAGCAGGAGUCCAGGACAAAACUGCCAUAGGGAGAUCAAGACGUGACUCAGAGGCAGUGCUAAGGCCACCAGUGCCAGCCAUGGACAGGUUGGCACAGAUGAGUGCUAGAAGACGUCGGGCCAGGGAGGAAACCAUAGACCGCCUGCUGGAGGAGAUAAGGACUGGAAGGGAGGCCAUGGAUGCAACAUUCCGGCUCUUCCUUGAACAGCAGCGAUCAUUCCAGAACAGCCUCAUCUGGGAGAUGCGGCUGGCAAGGCAAGAACAACGCCGGGCUGCUGAAGCUGAGCAUCGAGCUCGCCAGGAGGAGUGGCAACAGCAGAGGACUCAACAUAUCCUGGAUGCUAACAGAAUGGAUGCUGAGAUAAUUCGAUUCCGACAAGAGCUCAAUCUCCUGAGACAUAAUUUUAUGGACUUUUCAGCAGCAAGAUCUUUUCCCACAGCUUCCCAGCUGAGGACAACCUCCCCUGUGCUUGCCCACAUGGAGAGUCCUGGCCCUUCUGGAUCACACUGGGAAGGCUGUACACCCAGAGCAACCGAGCUGCAGGCACUUCUUCCAGACCCAAGGGUGCUUGGGGUGCCUUCAAGGGGGAGGCGAGGGAGGCCAAGGAAGCGUGGUGGUGUUACCAGAAAGCAGAUCCGCAGAGAGUAAUGGCAGUCUGACUGAGUUACUGUUUUUGAUGAGCUGCCCCUGGAAUUGGUGCUGUUCAACCUUCUCUCUACCUCCUUUAUUUCUGCACUGACAGUCAACCACUUUGGGUUUCAGCACUGUUCUUUUAAACUUAAAAUGCACUUGAAUAUAAUCAGUAUUAUGCUUCGCAUUGCUAUUCAUCUUCUAUGUCUUUAUGUAGUAAUAGUCGUAUGUUCCUCCAAUCAUUCUGUGAUUUUCUUCUUUUUCCCUUCAGUUUUUGUAAUAAAUUCUUUCCCCCUCAAUAAAUUUUGUCAUGGUUUUCACCUAUAAAAUCUUACGUGGUUCAGGACUUAAUACCUCGAGGACCCCUGUCCAACUUGGGACACUGCGUUCAUCAUCUGAGACCUUUCUUCAUGUGCCCUGUCCAAGGGAGGUGCAGAGGGUGGCCAUGCAAGAACAGGCCUUUUCACUGGUGGCUUCCCAUUUGUGAAAUGUUCUUCCCAGGGAAGCACACCUGGAGCCCUAAUUGUCUGUUUUUAGGCACCAGGCAAAAAUGUUCUCAUUUACCUGUGCUUAUGUUCUUUAAUUGAGAGGGUAGUUAGAUAUGUUUGUGGAUUUUGUUGAGCUCAUCUUUAAAGUGGGGUGGGUUGUGUAACAAAAGGAGGAAAGGAGGGGACUGAGGUUCCCAAAGCAAAACUAAUUGGACUCAAAAUCCCCCAAAUACCACCCCCUCCACCUCCUUGUAUCAGUAUACUAUUACAGUGCAUGUGAGGCGUAAAAACCCUACGAGUUGGCAAACAUACCACAGAACUCGCUUUCAACGUAUAAAUAUAUCAAAUUUAUUUAACAUAAGAUAACUCUAAAACAGAAAAACAACAAAGAAAAGCAGAACAGAAAAUAACACAGGCUGCAGUGGCUCCAAUUAUCUAAUCCUUUUCCUCUUCUUGCAAUUAAAUUCUUCUUUCCUGUGUAAAAUUGACUGAUGCAUCUAUUGCAAACUUCCCCCAUCAAGGGAGAGGAAAGGCACAACCAAACUGCAUAUUCCCACCCUCCUUUUAAAGGGUCCUUCCACACACACUCAGGCGUCUAGGUUUUUUGCCUCAUUAAGGCUCCCAUCGCUCCUUGCAAGCACCAAAGAUUGGAGUCACAGCUGUUCGUCAGCUGACUAACCAAUUUUACCACUAGCAAAUGUUGACCUUUUGAGAAAAGGGAGGGGAAGAUCAGAACCCCCACCCCCAACAGCUAAAACCACAAGCAAAGGUCAAAAGUAAACUUUUUUUCACAGGUAGGAUUUGUUCCUUUUAAAUAUAUUAUCAGAUAAGCAUUUUAGUUUUUGCGUAUUGCUGUUUUUAUCUG
Molecule: messenger RNA, 3103 nt
Organism: Rhineura floridana
Lineage: Eukaryota; Metazoa; Chordata; Lepidosauria; Squamata; Rhineuridae
Gene: PPP2R3C
Product: protein phosphatase 2 regulatory subunit B''gamma
Exons: 4
Coding region: 230-1768 (512 amino acids)
Biological process (GO): cortical cytoskeleton organization; positive regulation of B cell differentiation; regulation of dephosphorylation
Cellular component (GO): spindle; centrosome
Source: RefSeq, a predicted model, not a curated record